CUCACCCGCAUCUUCUCUCUCACAGCUUUCUGCAAGGAGCCUCUGGGAAUGGAGUCAGGCCACAUCAACGACACGCAGCUCACAGCCUCGUCCGCCUACGAUGUGUCUGUGACGGGGCCUUCCUCUGCCAGACUCAACAAGGAGGUGCAGGGGGGCGCCUGGUGUCCUCGCUCCAUGGUGGGCGCAGACAAAUCGAAACAGUUUCUCGAGAUCGACCUGAAGAGGACCCACGUGAUCUCGGCCACGGAGAGCCAGGGCCGCUUCGGGAAUGGCAUGGGCAAGGAAUACGUGGAGAGCUAUACCCUGGAGUACUGGCGGCCCGGCAUCAACACCUGGUACACCUACAAGCGGUGGGACGGGGACAAGAUCCUGGACGGCAAUGUGAACACCUAUACGGCGGUGCGGACGGAGCUGGUGCCGCCCAUCCUGGCCUCCAAGAUCCGCUUCGUGCCCUACUCUCCACUGCCGCGCACUGUCUGCAUGCGCGUAGAAAUCCUCGGCUGCCCCUACAACGACGGCCUUGUGUCCUACUCCAUGCCGCAGGGGAUCAGCCGCGGCGUGGAGGUGGACUUGCUCGACCUCAGCUACGACGGCACCACCACCGAGGGGCUGCUCAUCGGCGGUCUGGGACAGCUGCAUGACGGGAUAGUUGGCGACCACAACUUUAAAACAGACAUCGGCUUCGGCAAAGGCUACGAAUGGGUCGGGUGGAAGAACGAGUCUCACCAACCCCUCGAGAUUGUGUGCGAGUUCGAUGUCGUGAGAAACUUUACCUCGCUGGCAAUCUUCGCGAACAACAUGCACACCAAGGAAGUGGAGGUGUUCUCGAAGGCCAAGGUGCUCUUCAGCGUGGGCGGGCGGUACUUCAGCUCCCGGCCCGUCGAGUAUCAGUACAUGCCGGACCGGGUGUCGGAGUACGCCCGCAACGUGACCAUCAACCUGCACCACCGCGUCGCCAAGUACGUGAAGAUUCAGCUGUUCUACCAAGCCCGCUGGAUCAUCCUCUCCGAGCUGUUCUUCAUCUCAGCACCGGCUCAGGGUAACUUCUCGGCGGAGACAGGCCCCGACGAUCCCCCGCAGCGCGCCGAGGCCCCGCCCGCCCAGGACUCCUCCGGCUACAUGCUGGACGGGGCGGCGCAUGGAGACACGCGCCGCAACAUGGUAAUGACGGACGUGUCGGAGGGGCCUCGCGGGCAGGAGUACGUGGCCUUGGUGAUCGGCGUGCUGGUGGCCGUGAUCAUUCUGCUGGUGUCCGCCAUCCUGCUGAUCGUGUGGCGCUCCAGGAGGCACAAGGACGGCACCAUCACCCACGACAUCUACACGGGGCCCUACGGCGAGAAGCGGGACAUUGUGAACCUGAAGGAGGUGCAAAAGUUCCUGACGGCGCCCGCGGGCCUGCGUCCUUCCUCCCUCUGCUCCUCGCCGCGCCUCGGCACUCACAGGAGCAAUGGCUACCGGCUCAACACCACUCUGCCCAUACACCCGUCACAGCUGGGCGUGGAGGGCGGCAGCGGCGGGGUAGGCGGAGGUGCAGGCGGUGAGCUGGACAAGAAUGGCCUAUACUCGGAGCCGUUCCACCUCACCUACAGUUCCAUGGGGGCCUACUCCACCCUGGGCCGCAAGCUGGUGCACGCCAACCCUCUCUCCAGCCCGGACUACACAGGUGAGUCUAGCAAAGAGUGCCCCUCCACGGAGUACGCCAUCCCCCACCUCGCGGCUGACGGGAGCGGCACGGGCGUCUACCCCCCUCCCCUCCCCCACUCCAAGCCGCCCCUCCACCCUCUCAACACCUUCCUGGGCAAGGCCUCGACGCAGCAGCCGCAGGAGAGCUUCUACGCCGCCACCGAGAUCGUCCAGGGGGGCACGGGCAGCAGCGCAGGCAGCAAGCAGGGGCAGCAGGGUCCAGGGGGCGCCGCACCCUUGGAGGAGGUGCGGGCGAAGGAGAUCCCGCGCCUGGCCAUCACUCUCCUGCAGCAGAUUGGCGAGGGACAGUUUGGGGAGGUGCAUCUCGGCGAAGUACAGAACGAGGACGGAGAGAAGCAGAUGGUGGCGGUGAAGACUCUCAGACUGGAGGCUUCUCACGCGGUCAGGUGUGACUUCGAGCAUGAGGUGGAAAUCCUGGCGGGGCUGCGGGACCCCAACAUCGUGCAGGUGGUGGGCGUGUGCUCGAGGGAGGAGCCGCUGUGCAUGCUGGUUGAGUACAUGGAACACGGGGACCUCAACCAGUACCUCCAGGCCCACAUCGCAGAGACAGCCUCGCCAAGGAACACGCACGCCAAGACGCUCAGUUACGGAUGCCUUAUCUACAUGGCCACUCAGAUCGCCUCGGGCAUGAAGUACCUCGAGUCCCUCAACUUCGUGCACCGAGACCUCGCCACCAGGAACUGCCUGGUGGGGGCGGGACACAUCAUCAAGAUCUCUGACUUCGGCAUGAGCAGGAACCUCUACGCAGGCGACUACUACAGGAUCGAGGGCAAGGCGCUGCUGCCGAUACGCUGGAUGGCCUGGGAGUCGAUCCUGCUGGGCAAAUUCACGACCAAGAGUGACGUGUGGUCCUUCGCCGUGACGCUGUGGGAGAUCCUUACCAUGGCGAGGGAGCAGCCCUACGAGGAACUGACGGACGAGCAAGUGAUCGAGAACGUCUCCUUCAUCUAUCACAACGAGACCAGGAAGGUGCUGCUGCCUCAGCCCACCAACUGCCCCAAGGAGAUAUUUGACCUGAUGCGGGAAUGUUGGAAGCGAUCAGACGCUGACCGGCCAACCUUCCGUGAGAUCCACAUGUUUCUGCAGCGCAAGAACCUUGGCUACUCGCCUGUUACCUGAGACCUGCUGGAGAACCUCCGCGGGGGCUGCAUGCCGUCCCCGCGGAGGUCCAUCGCCAGUCUCGGGUGGGACAUGUGCUUACAGCCGCGGCGGGAGUGUGUCCCGCCGCUCAGUGGGACCCAACACGCCCUCUCUGAAGGGGACAUGAACCAGCUGGAGGACGGCCACCUGCUGCCCCCCACCAGGAGGGGCUACGCCACCUUCGAGCGGGACCUUCGACACUACAGCCGCAGCCUCCUCUACCGCUCCUUCGACAGCCGGCAGCUUAGGCAGUGACGGGCGGGGCGCGGCGGCUUCCACAGCAGUGACCUUGACACUACGGGAUAUGUCUUACCCUAGUGGACCUUCGAGGGGUUACUCACCCUCGUUAUUAGUGUAGUUACCUGGAGACAGUGUGGACGGGGAGCGUGGGUGUUGUGUUGGCAAGUUGAAGGUUGAUGAGAGUAUUUAUCGGUAGCAGGCCGCGCCGCUCCCCGCGUGGCGGGAGGCGGCCAGCCAGCCUGCCAGUCAGUCAGUCAGUCAGCGUCUUAUCUAGUCGAGUUACUGUGUCGCUGAGCGGCGCCGUGCUGUGUACAUAGAGAGGUGAGUGAGGGUGGGCGGCUCGUUUGUGACGGUGGAGAUCCUUGCGAUUAAUGCUUCAUUUAUACAUUAUGCUUCAGAUAUAUGUAAAUAUAUAAUAUACCUGUAUGUAUGUAUGUAUGUACGUAUGUAUGUAUGAAUGUUUGUAUAAAAAUUUAUUACAUGUACAUAUCAUGAGACCAGAUUUUACAGUUGCAUUUUCAAUCUUUUAAGUGCGCCUAGUCAAUAACUUUUACAAGCUGCCUCGUCAUGUGUGUUCAUCACUGCCUAAGUGGCGGGAGCGUGGCGCCGCCCGGGGCUCCUGGUGCUGCUGGUCCGGGGCUCGCGGGGCGGGGGGCGGGGGGCGCCGCGCCGCCACAAGCUUCAGGACCAUGGCCUUAUGACGCGCGUGCGAGGUGAAGCGCCCGCCCCGCCCCUCCAUGCCUCACCCCUCCCCGCCCCGCCCUGCCCCGCCCCGCCUCGCCCCUCGCCCCUCACAUAUCAGUCUCCUUGAUCAGUGUGCAUCAAUGUCUUGGGUUGUGUCUUUGGUCUUUGGUUCACCUCACCCCUGGCAGUCUGGACGGGGUGGCGCAGCGGGGCGGGGCGGGGCGGGGCAGUCAUGACCCCUGAACAGUGGACUCAAUAACCUCGUCUGAUGUGAUGGCGUCUGUCUGGUGUUGUUGUGCUUCGUGGCGGACCCGGGCACGCGCCGGCUGGCACCCUGGCCCGCAGGGGGGUGGGGGGAGGGCGGAGCAGGAGGGACCUCUAGUUAUGACGAGUGGCCAGGUGUUCAGAGUGAAGUGAACCCGCGAGGGAGGUCCCACGGUGCGUCAUGACGUGCCUUCACACAUGCGGCAACAUGUUAAAGAACCCAGUCACCAGCAGUUUCCUCACUGUCUAACCACACUAACUUGUAAUAUAUGUUAGUAACACUGACUACCGACAGUGGUAUCCGCCCAUGACGGGAACCUUGUGGGUGAGGCUACAUGCUGGCGGCAGGGGCGCCGGAUGAACUCACACGCGCUGGUCACUGGACUGGCUCGUGCAAACACACUCAUCGCUUCAGCUCUUACCUUCAUAACCUUAAAAGUUACCAGCGCGUCAAGGAUGAGUGACUCAGCUGUUGUUGCCGUCAUGAACUCAAACUCAUUUGUUCCAGUGUUGCCAACGCAUGGUUGAUGGCACGUCUGGACGCAUCAUAAUAUUGCUUCGGGAACCUUUACGAAACGUGCAGCGUCCCGCAGGUGUGCCGGCGGGGCGGUCACCGUGUUGCUGCGGGAACCUUGACGAGACGUGGCGUGCGGCCGGUGCUGAAGGCGCGUCCGGUGUUGGGUCGUCCGGGUCCCGUUUCUUUUUUGCACUUUCUUCACUAACACAGUGUAUAAGGGCAAUAGGCAGACAUUAGCGUGUACAUAACUAGAUGUUUCCUAACGUGAGUCACCCGUGGACGUGGCGCGGACGCCGUGUACCGCCGCGUCGCCUGCGUAGUGUAAUGAUAACAUGAUCAUACGAACGUUACGAUGACUUAAUGUUUUCUGUGAUAAAGUUUACCUUACUGAACGAUGACCGCGGCUCGAGGGCCCAAGAGCCUUAACACGUCUUUGUCUCGCGCAUCCUUCACUGCGGCACAGCAUCAGAGCUUCUCCAAUCUGUACGCCCCGUUCUAACCUGUACUUGUAUUAGGGGAGAAAAAUAACCUGAAAAAAUAAUAUGGAUACUUGAUGACUCGAAACAGCUCGCACCAAUUCCAAAAAACGAAAUACCAGUUGUUAAAGUUUAGUUGGUCUACAUUCCCCGAGUUUAUUGCUUCGGAGUGCUGUUGCCAGGCCUGGUACAUCUUCACAAGACAGAGGACAGCAAAAUAUUAAUCUUGUUCUUAAAGUGAUUGGUGUCUUGUUUUUCUAGAUGAUUCAUUUAGCUCAAUAUAUGUAAAAAUGAAGGUUUGUCAAAAUAUACAUAAUUAACAUUCUCGAUUCUGACAAUAUAGUUCAUUUAUGUACAUCAAGAUUCCCCAGUUCGCAUUCCUGGUGUGAGUACAGAAUGGAAGGGCGCGUACAAAUUAGCGAGGACAUAUACCUUACUUUCCCUCACCUCACGCCCCCCUUUGCCCCCCCAGGCCAAAUACACGUGUCUGGCCCCGGGCGACGCUUCACCUAAUAAGUAUAAUGUAUAUCUUCUUGAACCUCUUCGUAUUAAUACUCUUUUUGGACCAAUAUAAAGUUAUCUUCGACCUCCUUCCUCUUCUUCCUCUUCACUUUCCUUCCUCCUCCUCUUUCUUUCCCUCUUUCUUCUCCUCUUUUUUCCUUUCCUCUUUUCUGCGACACUUUCUUCAGCCUCAGCUUGAUCAUUCCUUUCGCCUUUCUCCUCCUGUGCCUUGUCGGUCGGCUGUUUGUCUGUCUGUCAGUCUGUCUGUUCGUCUGUUUGUCUCUGUGUUUGGGGUGGGGGUCUACCUCUCCACCCCCUUCCCCCUCUGGUGCUCAUCAUCGCCCCCAACCCCCCAGCGCGAUAUAGGUAAUAUAGCCUCAACACUUAGAGAAACGUACUCAUUUUCUCUAUAUUUACAGUCUCUGCCUUCCCUCCCCCCCCUGCACCUCCAUAAACACACGUGCCACCCUCACUAAUACUUUCAGGACCACAAUAAACAUCUCACUAUUUAUACCUCUCGUGAUUGGUUGCGAGUCCACCACACCCAAGACAGAAUUCAUACUCUUGCAAAGGCACAGUAUCCAACCCUUUUUUGACAGUAAAGGAUUCAGAUCAAGGGCAAAACAAAUAUAUCAACCUUUUUUUACCAAAUGUUCAAGGAAAAAGGAUAAAAUGGGACUCUACAUAAUCAGACACACAACAAGAAGCUAUCACUCUCUUCCCUAUCCAUCUGAGUGCUACAGUAUACCUCUUGAGGGCUGCAUUCUAUCCCCACUACCCCCAAAUGCACCCUAUCAGUCCCAUACAAACACACACAUACAUGAAGAGACCCUACUGAGUGCUUUAACAUACCCCUGAGGUCUGCCUGCAUACCACCCCCAAAGGCUCUCUCUAUGGAGGGGGAUGUGGGCGUGGAGGAAGGAAGAGGCGCUAUUAUGGGCGUUCUUCAGCCCUCGCCCCGCCGACCCCCACCCCCGCUGAGGCUCUUCUUGUCUUCGUUUGCUCGGUGUCUGCGGAUCUUUGUCGCUCGGCCGCGCAUAGGUUCCGUUGGGUUGCGACAAUGACCUUAUUAAUGACGAAACACUUAACUACUGCGCGAGAUCUUCAUUAUUAGGUAGUGUGUGCGUUUUCAGAGUUUCUAGUAGCCAUUAAACAACAUAACAUAACAUAGCUAUAUCUUACCCACCUCCCGCGAGAGAGAGAGAGAGAGAGAGAGAGAGAGAGAGAGAGAGAGAGACCUUUGCUUAGAGUUGAGUCUCGUAAGUUACGUAAAAGUUAUAUAUCGAAAUAAAAAAAUGGACUUGAAUGAUAUCAGAGAGAGAGAGAUAGAGAGAGCCGGCACGUGAAAAAUAAAAUGACAUAAAAAUUCGAGUUCCAGUGCUGAUUUUCAAUAUUCUAGGACUCAUCUCAGCACACGCGGCGAAGGUCUUUGUGUCUUGCUGAGGGGGUCAGUACUUGCCUUAUAAAAAGCAUAAUAUUCACCCUUUGCAAACCCACCCACCCCCAUUGACCCAUACACUCCUCACUUCCCCCCAUCCUCCCCAUUCCCUUAGCUUUAACUGUUUUACCAACCCCACUCCUAAAACCCAAUCCCUUUACCCUUCCUUAGACACCCACUGUUGUUCCCCUUGAAAUUUCUCCUUCUCUUACCCCAAAAGCGACCCGAUCUUGGCAAUACUGGAGUCUUUGGUGGAGAUUUAAUAGACAUGGUUGAAUAUGGUUGAAGGUGUGUAUGUUUCUAUAUUUCUCUCUCUCUCUCUCUCUCUCUCUCUCUCUCUCUCUCUCUCUCUCUCUCUCUCUCUCUCUCUCUCUCUCUCUCUCUCUCUCUCUCUCUCUCUCUCGACAGGUGGUGGGUGCGAGGACUAGGACUAUAGACUAUUCUCUCUCGUGUUCGGACGAUGUUAAAUUUAAGCCGAAGAAACCGAGUAAGAAAGUCAGUCAGUCAAGGGAGGUCGGAGGGAGAGGACGUACGAUAGUUUGUCUUGUGCUAGGUCGAGGUGCACGUGUUGUCAGCGUUGUUUUCCCCCAGUAAUCAAGAGUUAAUAGGCUGAGUCCUCGCCCACGCUAGACCAAGGAGGCGCCGGAGCCCGCUAUAUAAGGAGGAGGAGCAGGUGGAUAAAAGGGUGGAGGAGGAGGUGAUUGAGGUGCGCCGGCGUGAUUUGUAAGACAUAUCUCAUUUUGUUGUGCCUGCAUUACGAUUGUGUCCUUGCAACAUUUUCAACAUUGCUACUCAAAGUGUGAGAAGUGAAUGUACAUACAUGUUAGAAAUAAAAACUACGAUAUUUUUGUAAUGA
This is a messenger RNA of Eriocheir sinensis (Chinese mitten crab), 7820 nucleotides long. Its product is annotated as discoidin domain-containing receptor 2-like. Gene Ontology annotation, biological process: cell surface receptor protein tyrosine kinase signaling pathway; protein phosphorylation; positive regulation of kinase activity. Gene Ontology annotation, cellular component: signaling receptor complex; membrane. Gene Ontology annotation, molecular function: protein tyrosine kinase collagen receptor activity; ATP binding; collagen binding. The transcript has 18 exons. Lineage: Eukaryota; Metazoa; Arthropoda; Malacostraca; Decapoda; Varunidae. Bases 49 to 2823 code for a protein of 924 amino acids. The record is from RefSeq and is a predicted model, not a curated record.